AUGGAUGAAUUUGAUAUUAAUCAUAGUCCUCAUAAUAAACCAGUGAGGACAGAUUUUUCUUUAAAUGAAGUAGGUGUUUUAGAUAAUGAUAGCUAGUACUAAGAUGAGGCUAAUUAAUAACCGGUUGUAGAUUAAUUGAAGCUAGAUGAUGUUCAAAUCAAUACCUAAGAAAAUGGAACAUCCUUGCCAAUUAGAUAAGACAGUGAAAACUAAUAGCUUUAAAAAUAGGAAAGCAAUGGAUAAUAAAAUAAUACAGGUGAUAAAAAGGAUUAAGAUAAGUAAGAAACAAUAGGCUAGUAAUAAAAUAAAUCGCAGCCAGAAGAUCUCAGAUUUGAUGACAUGGAUUACGAUUAGAAUGUCCACUUCAUGUUUAGAAUUAUAUUUAUCCAUUUGGUCAAACUUUCUGUAAAAAUUAAAAAGGCUAUUGUGAAGGGAUGCAAUUUAGGCUUGUAGCAUCUCCCAAAGAUAAAAGAAAAUCAUAAAGUUGAAAAAGUUACAGAUGAUUUUUAUGAUGAUAUCUUGAUGUUGAAAGCAACUAAUAAACUGUAGCCUUUUUAAAUAUUUAAGAAAUCAAUUAAGCUAUAUAAGGCUGAAAUUUUUUAAACAUUUGUCAUGUGCUUCUUAGAUGCAGGAUUUAAACUUUUUAAUUCAGUGGCUUUAAACUAUUGCAUAUAGUAUAUGAUAUAUGAAGACCAUAGAUCAGCUUAUAUUUGGGGUGGUAUUGUGCUAGCAUCAUUGGUUUUAUCUACUACUUUCAGACACGGUUCUUGGGCAGUAGGUUAAAAUAUAUUGUGCCGUGUUAGACUUUUGUAUGUUAAUGCUUUGUAUAAAAAAAUUAGCAAACUCAGCUCAUACUCAAUUAAAGAAGCUAACUUGGGUAAAGUAAUAAACUUGAUUUCUAGUGAUCUCAAUUCCACAGAAUUGAAGGGUUUCUUCAUAUUUAAUAUGAUUGUUGCUCCAUUCAUCUUUAUUGGUGCUCUUAUAAUUUUAUAUUUCCGUCUUGGACCAUAUGGUCUUUUAAGUGUAUUGUUUUUAUCCUUUGUGUUUCCCAUGCAAAACUAUUUUGGAAAAAAAGCUGCUCUGUACACUUAGAAAAGAACUGUGAAGAGUGAUGAGAGAGUAAAAUUAAUUAAUGAAGCCAUUGAAGGAAUAAGAUUGAUAAAAAUGUAUGGCUGGGAAAAGGCAUUCAGAUAAAUGGUUGAAAAGAUUCGUAGUGACGAAAUUUCAAUGGCUAUCAAGUCAAUCUGCAUUCAAUGUAUUGAAAAGACUUUCUCUAAGUGCUUUGUGCUUUUUGUUGCAACAAUAAUAUUCUGUAUUAUUCAUUACACUGGGUAUGAACUGAAUAGCGCAAAAAUAUUUUCAACUAUCGAAAUGCUUUAAUAUAUCCGUGUUAAUGUUAUGCUUUUCACAGGAAUGGGUAUCUCUUAUCUUUUCGAGUUGCGUAUCUUUUAUAAUAGAUUUAUAGACAUCAUAACUAUUAAAGAAACUGAAAUGACAGCUCUCAACAUGGAAAGUAAUACAGCUCAAUAAUAGUUAAGUGAUGAUUUAGCAGCUAAAUUUAGUAAUUUCAAUGCUUACUGGAGAUCUAGAGUUAAUACAGAUAAAAAGGAAAAUAAUUAACAAGUCGUAAUUUUGUAAACUGAGGGAGAUUAAAAGAUGUUAGCAACAGAAAAUAAUGAAUUAAUAGAAAAUUAAAUGAAGCCUGCUUUGAAGAACAUCAACUUAUCUAUUAAAAAGGGUGAGUUACUCGGUAUAGUAGGUAAAAUAGGAAGUGGAAAAACAACAUUUUUGCAAUGUUUCCUUAGAGAAAUACCUUCCUAUGAUGGUUCUUUUUUAACAUAAAAUAACAGCUCAGUUGCCUAUGUAGAGCAAGAACCUUAUAUUUUCUCAAGUACUGUGAGAGAAAACAUUCUAUUUGGAAAAUCAUAUGAAGAAUCAUGGUACAAUUAGGUAGUAAAAUAAUGUUGCUUACUUCCUGAUUUUAAAGAAAUGGGUAAAGGAGAUUAAACUGAAAUAGGAGAAAGAGGUAUAAAUAUUAGUGGAGGUUAGAAGGCUAGAAUCAGUUUAGCUAGAGCUGUAUACAGUAAGGCAGAUAUAUAUCUCUUAGAUGAUCCUCUUAGUGCUGUUGAUUCAAAAGUUGCUAAAAAGCUUUUCCAUAAUUGCAUUUAAGGAAUUUUAAAAAAUAGGACUGUGAUUUUAGUAACUCACUAGAUUCAUUAUACUAAAAACUGCGACAGAAUUAUUAUAUUUGAAGAAAAUGAGAUUAAAGACGAAGGUACCUUUUAGCAAAUGGAAGAAGAACUUAAAAAAUUAGCAGCUGGUUAACUGAAAUUCGAAACACAAUCUCAAAAAAGUAUAUCAAAUUCUAACAGCUAAAGAGAUUUGAUUGAUUAAAUAAAUGAAAAAAACGCAGAAUUAAAAAAUAAAGAAAAAGCAGAAGCUUAAAAUAAACUUUAACCUAAAUAAGUCAAAGAUAAUACAAAAGUUACAUUAAGAACUUAUUAAAGAUUCUUUGGUAUUGUAAACAGAAAGAUAUUUGGUUUUCCUCUUAUUCUAUUUGUACUAUUUGUAAGUUCAGAAAUAGCAUUCACAGUUUUCAAUAGAGGUUUGGGAUAUUACGAUUCAACAAGCGAUGAAUCAAAAGGAAAGUUGUUUGGUUUCCUAUUCGGCUUUUCUUCUUUAUAUUUGAUCUUGAAUUUCUUGAAAUACAUUUUGCUUUCUGUUGGUAUUUUGAAAGGAAGUUAAAUCCUUCAUGACGAUAUGUUUAAAUCUUUAACUAGAGCACCUGUGUUAUUUUUUGAUUAAACUCCUGGUGGAUAUCUGAUGAAUAAAUUUUCAAAUGAUAUUGGUCUAAUGGAUAAUGCACUAAAUUAUUCUGCUAAUGAUGGUCUUGAUAUCAUGUUCUAUUUCUUGAAUUUGAUGAUUACUUGUUGUGUAAUUAAUCCUUUUGUCAUUAUCCCUGCAGUAUGCACAAUCAUUUUGUUGCUAUUUUUCUUAAAUUAUAGCAAGGAUAUAAUUAUAAGAUCAAAAAUUAUUGACUUAUAGUUUAAAAACCCAGUGUUUUAGUUCUUCCAAUCAACUUUAUCAGGUGUUAUUCCCAUAAAAAUUUAUAAUUAAAAGUAAAAUUUUGCUACAAAAAUGUAACAACUUUGCAAUAAUAGCAUUUAGACAAACAUUAUUUAUUGGCUUGUUGGUAGAUUCUUUGGAGUUUUCUGCUAAUAUAUAGCUACAGCGGGUUCUGGUGCUGGUGUCUUUAUUAUUAUAGGUUUAUCUUCAGGUAAUCCAGGGUUAGCAGGGUAGAGUUUAACAUAUUUUAUGAUGAUGACAGAUUCUAUUUAAUGGUGUUUGAGAUAAUUGUUAAAUGUAGAUUCAGUUAUGUCCUCCUGUGAAAGAGGUUACUAAAUGGUAGAUUAGCCUUCUGAAGCUGAACUGAUUAGCGAAUACGAUAUAAAAAAUGGUUUAGUUAAUAAAUAAGAUUUGCUUGAAGAUAAUAUUAAGGUAACAAAAACAGAGCUUGCAAAACCAAAUGCAAUUACUUAAUGGCCUAAGCAAGGAAAUUUAGAGUUCAAAAAUGUUUUUAUGAGAUACUCCAAAGAUCUUAACCCAGUAUUAAAAGGUCUUAAUUUUAAUAUCAAGUAAGGAUAAAAGGUAGGAUGUAUUGGCAGAACAGGUGCUGGAAAAUCUUCAAUUCUAUAAGCCCUUUUUAGAAUGACAGAAGUAGAAUAAGGAUCUCAAAUUAUUUUUGAUGACUAAGAUACAGCUAAACUCGGUUUGCAUACUCUUCGUUAAAAAAUUUCUAUUAUUCCAUAGGUUCCUUUUGUAUUUGCUGGUACUAUUCGUAGAAAUUUGGAUCCACUAGGCCAUCACAGUGAGAAGGAAUUAUGGGAUUCGCUCAAAAUGGUCGAGUUAGAUCAACAUGUUUUAAAAAAUUGUCCUCAAUAACUUGAUACUGAUAUGACUAAUGUCUAGAGUGUAUUUUCAGUUGGUUAAAAGUAGUUGAUUUGCCUAGCAAGAGCAAUUUUAAAGAAAAAUAAAAUGUUGGUUUUAGAUGAAGCAACAGCUAAUGUAGAUAUGGAGACAGAUAAGUUGAUUUAAAAAACAAUACGUGAAAAAUUUGAAGAUAGCAGUGUUCUUACUAUAGCACACAGAUUAAAUACUAUUGCAGAUUAUGAUAAAGUUAUAGUAAUGGAUUAAGGUGUUGUAGCAGAAUGUGACGAACCUUACAAUUUAUUAGCUGAAAGUGUUGAAGACACAUUUAUAACAAAAAACACUUUGUUUGCAUAGAUGGUUUUACAUACAGGAAAAAACAAUGCAAUUAAUAUUUUCAGCAAUGCUAAGAGUAAGUACUUGCAAAUGCAUAACAUUGAAGAAUUCUGA
Messenger RNA from Tetrahymena thermophila SB210, 4377 nucleotides. RefSeq names its product ABC transporter C family protein. Gene Ontology annotation, cellular component: membrane. Gene Ontology annotation, biological process: transmembrane transport. Gene Ontology annotation, molecular function: ATP hydrolysis activity; ATP binding; ABC-type transporter activity. The transcript has 6 exons. NCBI's taxonomy places the organism in Eukaryota, Ciliophora, Oligohymenophorea, Hymenostomatida, Tetrahymenidae. The record is from RefSeq and is a predicted model, not a curated record.